Molecule: messenger RNA, 1263 nt
Organism: Suhomyces tanzawaensis NRRL Y-17324
Lineage: Eukaryota; Fungi; Ascomycota; Pichiomycetes; Serinales; Debaryomycetaceae
Exons: 1
Coding region: 1-1263 (420 amino acids)
Source: RefSeq, a predicted model, not a curated record
AUGUUCGCUUACCACCAUCAACCAUCAUUCUCCUCCCUCCUUGGCUACUUAGAGGAGCAACAGUCUAGAGAAAGAUACGUCCAGGCCCAAAGAGAAGCUGCUGCUGCUGCUAUAGCUGCCGCAGCCAAGAGCCCUAAGAUCAUCAAGAAGGUUGAAACCGAAGACGCCUACCAGAUCCAGAUCUUCAAGAGUUCUGGUGACUUCAACAGCUACGAAGUCAAGGCAGUCAAGCCUCGUUCUCCUGGUGGCUACGACUUAGGUUUAGUCAACUUGGUCAUCGAAUCUGCUCCUGAAAAUUUCAAGAAGGUGUUCCAGUUCAACUUGGAGGACAUCAAGUUGUCUGACAUCGACUGGGAGUGGUAUCGUGCUGAAAACGUUUUAGUCUUGAACAUCCCAAAGAAGAUCAAGGUCUGCCACGAUGCUGAAACUCUUGCUGCUUUGUUCGGCUUGCAUUUGAACCCAUACAGCUUACAACCUUCCAGAGGCUGUGAGCAACAGGCUGAAGCUGCUAGAAGAGAGCAAGAAAGAGCUGAAGCCGCUAGAAGAGAGCAAGAAAGAGCUGAAGCCGCUCGAAGAGAGCAAGAAAGAGCUGAAGCCGCUAGAAGAGAGCAAGAAAGAGCCGAAGCACAAAGAGAGGCUGCUAGAAGAGAAGCUGCUAGAAGAGAAGCCGAAAGAUUGGCAGCCGAAGCUGAAAGAAAGGCUGAAGCUGAAAGAAAAGCAAGAAGAAUUGCCGAAGAAAGAGCCAGAAGAGAAGCUGAAAUCAAAGCCAGAAAGGCAAGAGAAGCUCAAGAAAACGCCAGAAAGGAAGCAGAGUUGAAAUCUAAGCAGGCCAGAGAGGAGGCCCAGAAGAAGGCAGAAGAAACCCGCGAAGAGAGAAGGAAAGAGUACGAAGAAAUCGCAAGAAAGCAACAAGAAUUCAUCCAAGAUAUCUUUUCUCAGAUGUUUGGAGUACCUUACCAAUACCAAUCUAGCGAAUCCCGCCAGGCCACCCCUGAACCUGAAGCCAAACCAGAAAAUAACCAAUCUGAACCAACUGUGCAUUUCCAAUCUGAAUUGAGAUCCAGCGCUGAUGGCGAUGACAGAUCUGACCAUUCGGACUCUGAGUCUAUCUCCUCCGAGCCAGAAACUGCUGCCAGCACCCCAGUCUCUAGUCCCGCUCCUGCUCCUGUUGAAAAGAAGAGAACCUUGUUGCUGAAGGUUCCAUCGAUGGAAGAGGUCGAGGAUGAAGAGUUUGUGAUUUUUAGAAAGAAGUUCAACCAAUAA